AUGGGUACUGGAAAAAAAGAAGCCACGCGCCGAGUCCGCCAGGGCAAGGUCGGCGAUGGCAUGGCCAAUGUGAGGGUCAAAGGUGAAAAUUUCUACAGAGAUGCGAAGAAGGUGAAGAGGUUAAAUAUGCUCAAGGAUGGCAAGCCUCAACGUGACGCAGCUGGAAACAUCACCGUCGCCGCCUCCUACCAGUCUCGCGAUGCCCCGGUCGCUCGGAUCGAGCCCAACCGGAAGUGGUUCGGGAACACUCGUGUUAUCUCACAGGAGGCUCUCUCGUCCUUUCGCGAGGCUGUCGCUGAGCGUGCAGCCGAUCCUUAUCAGGUUCUUCUCAAGACGAACAAGCUUCCCAUGAGUUUGAUCCGAGACAAUCAGACUCUCAAUGGACUUAAGCAGCAUGAGGCCAAGAUGGCUAUCGAGACCUCCCCAUUCAGCGAUACCUUCGGACCCAAAGCUCAAAGGAAACGAGUCAAGAUCGGCGUCUCGUCGAUUGAAGACUUGGCCGGUGAGACGGUCAAGAUGCACGAUAGCUACAUCGAAAAGACUGACCAGGCUACGCAUGCGGACGGCACGGCUGUCGUGUCCGGUGAUGAUGUUGCCGCCGACCUCAACGUUGGCACUCUUCCAACCUCGCGCGAGUCGGUCUUUUUGAAGGGCCAAAGCAAGCGUAUCUGGAACGAACUGUACAAGGUCAUCGAUUCCUCGGAUGUUGUUAUCCACGUUAUCGAUGCGCGUGAUCCCGAGGGCACACGGUGCAGAGGAAUCGAAAAGUACAUUCGCGAGGAAGCUCCUCACAAGCAUCUCAUCUUCGUUCUCAACAAGUGUGAUCUUGUACCAACAGGCGUGGCGGCUGCUUGGGUCCGUCACCUAUCAAAAGAUUAUCCUACUCUGGCGUUCCAUGCCUCGAUCACCAACUCGUUCGGUAAAGGAUCUUUGAUCCAGCUGCUCCGGCAAUUCUCGUCUCUCCACUCCGACCGUAAGCAGAUCUCGGUUGGCUUCAUCGGGUACCCCAAUACAGGAAAGUCGUCCAUCAUCAACACUCUGCGCAAGAAGAAGGUCUGCACAGUCGCUCCCAUUCCUGGUGAGACCAAGGUCUGGCAGUACAUCACUUUGAUGAAGAGGAUCUACCUCAUUGAUUGUCCCGGAGUUGUCCCGCCCAAUCAGAACGAUACCCCGGAGGAUAUCCUCCUUCGUGGCGUUGUGCGAGUGGAGAACGUCGAGAACCCCGAGCAGUACAUUCCCGCUGUUCUCAAGCGUGUCCAGCCCAAACAUCUCGAACGCACCUAUGGUAUCAAGGAUCCUGGCGGUCCGAUCGAGUUCCUCAGCAUUCUUGCCAGAAAGGGUGGUAGACUUCUGCGUGGAGGCGAGCCUGACCUUGAUGGUGUUGCCAAAAUGGUCAUCAACGAUUUCCUCCGUGGAAAGAUUCCGUGGUUCACUCCCCCUCCCUAUACACCCGGCGAGGAGAGUGAGAAGAUCGAAGGCCGUGAAGGCAGACUUGGUGAAAUGGGCCGCAAGCGCAAGCUUGACGACACUACACAGACUGCGGGUGACAAGAAGGAAGCCUCGGCUGAGUCGGGCUCUGAUGAGGAGGAAGAGUUCGAGGGCUUCAGCGGAGAGGAAAGUGAUAACGAUUCGAUCGCGAACCUCGAAGUCAGCGAUGAGGAAAGCGGGGAGGAAUGA
Aspergillus calidoustus is the source of this 1677-nucleotide messenger RNA. The record is from the annotation of a GenBank genome assembly. NCBI's taxonomy places the organism in Eukaryota, Fungi, Ascomycota, Eurotiomycetes, Eurotiales, Aspergillaceae.